Aspergillus campestris IBT 28561 is the source of this 2379-nucleotide messenger RNA. RefSeq names its product WD40 repeat domain-containing protein. Bases 496 to 2364 code for a protein of 622 amino acids. Lineage: Eukaryota; Fungi; Ascomycota; Eurotiomycetes; Eurotiales; Aspergillaceae. Gene Ontology annotation, biological process: positive regulation of anaphase-promoting complex-dependent catabolic process; positive regulation of ubiquitin protein ligase activity; anaphase-promoting complex-dependent catabolic process. Gene Ontology annotation, molecular function: anaphase-promoting complex binding; ubiquitin ligase activator activity; protein binding. Gene Ontology annotation, cellular component: anaphase-promoting complex. The record is from RefSeq and is a predicted model, not a curated record. The transcript has a single exon.
CACCCUUUCAUGAUUCAGACACUGCCACACAGUUCAAAGAGACAAAGAGUGGAGAUUGAUGGUUCAGGAGGAAAAGAGAAAGAAAAAAACGCCAAGACCGAUCGACCGCCGAAAAGGGAAGAGCCUCAUGUCAGGUGCCGGUCUAACCGCAUUGGGUAGCAUGUUGCCGUACCUCCAGUAACCGUUGCCAUGGGUGAAAGCACAAUCUAUAUCCUGUAUUUAUUCCUCCUCCUUUUCGCUGCUCUGGCUCGUCCUUCUCUUCCUUCUCCUUCUUCCUCAUUAUCCUCUUCUCUUUUCUCGGUUUAUAUGCUACUCUGUGCAUUUGAUAUCCAUUGCAGCUGUCUUAGUGCUUGCAUCGAGUAUCUUCACUGAGUUACAUCGUCAUCCUUGUCUCCGUUAUUCAGCGUCCCUAGAAGACUGGAUUCUCCUCGACGACUGGAACCAGCUCUUUUUCUCUUCUUGAUUGUGUUUUGUCUUGCGUAAAUAGAUACCACCAUGGCGACUCCUUCAGUAUCAACUCCCGUCAAGACCCAUCAUGGGAUCUUCUCAACUAAAACCGCCGGUGGCCGCUUGCCCCUCACCCCCUCCCCGCGCACACGGGGCGACAGCGCCGCGUCCAACCCUUCCAGCCCCUUCACCCCACCUUGCCAGGCAGCGGAGGGGACAAAGGAAGAUAAGCGCUCCGUCUACGGUGGAAAUCUCUCCUCGUACUUCACCAAAUCCAUGGCAAAGGCCACCCGCGGCUACCGCGAAUCUCCCAAGUCCAACAUUGCUCGUGUGCGCAAGUCCCCGAAGCACCUGGAGCUGGGUGUUUCGGAAUGGCAAUUGACGGGGACGGGUCCGACUCAGUCCCCCUCCAAGGAGCGACUGCGCAAAGAUACCGCCAGCCGGAAAGAGCCGUCGACCCGCACCACAAGGAGUGGCAAGACGACCGUUCGGAUCUCCCACAACGCGGCAGACAGAUUCAUCCCCAACCGCACGGCAAGCGAGGGACUGGCCACCGCCGGUACCGCUAAGCCUGAAGAAAACCAGCGACCCAAGACCAGCGGCAAUGAGGGAUCUACGGUUCUCGCUAGCGCAGCCAGUGCUUUCGACAUUGGUGGUCGUGGAACCGACGACGACAUCACCGCGGCUCUUGAGAACCUGGGCCUGGAUGAUACUGAAAGCUCGAAAUCAUACACUAAGCCGGCGCCUGAUGCGGUUGCCUACGAGUCUUCGCUGGCUGAUGCUUGCGGAGUGAAUCUGAACACACGCAUCCUCGCUUUCAAGCCUCCUCCGCCAGAGUCGUCCAAGCCCAUCGACCUGCGUGCGCAAUACAAUCGUCCCCUGAAAUCCGUUAAAGCGCAGUCCGCCCAGUUCCGCCGCAGAGUGCAGACGGCUCCCGAGAGGGUUCUGGAUGCGCCGGGUCUCGUCGAUGACUACUAUCUGAAUCUCUUGGAUUGGAGCUCCGGCAACCAGGUCGCCAUCGGCCUGGAGCGGAACGUCUACGUCUGGUCUGCAGAGUCGGGUACCGUCGAUUGCUUGUUGGAGACCUCGCCGGACACCUACGUGACCAGCGUGAAGUGGAGCGGCGACGGCGCGUACGUCGGCGUUGGUCUGGGAACCGGUGAGGUCCAAAUCUGGGACGUUGAGGAGGGUAGCAAGCUUCGCAGCAUGUUCGGACACGACUCCCGGGUCGGUGUCAUGGGCUGGUCGAAGCACACCCUGUCCACUGGUGCACGCAGCGGUCUUGUCUUCAACCACGAUGUCCGCAUUGCGGAGCACAAGGUCGCCGAGCUCGUCUCGCAUACAUCCGAAGUCUGCGGUCUCGAGUGGCGAUCCGACGGCGCCCAGCUGGCCACCGGUGGAAACGACAACCUCGUCAACAUCUGGGAUGCGCGGUCCCUGAGCGCUCCCAAGUUCACCAAGACCAACCACCGUGCGGCCGUCAAGGCCCUCAGCUGGUGCCCGUGGCAGAUGAACCUGCUGGCCACCGGGGGUGGUUCGUACGAUCGUCACAUUCACUUCUGGAACACCACCACCGGCGCCCGGACCAACAGCAUCGACACCGGCUCCCAGGUCACCAGCUUGCGGUGGAGCAACCACUACCGGGAGAUCGUCAGCUCCAGCGGAUUCCCCGACAACUCCUUGAGCAUCUGGAGCUACCCGACUUUGGUGCGCAACGUGGAAAUCCCUGCGCACGAGACCCGUGUCCUUCACAGCAGUCUCAGCCCAGAUGGUCAGCUUCUGGCGACCGCGGCAGCGGAUGAGAGCUUGAAAUUCUGGAAGGUCUUUGAGCGCAAGCCUGGCCAGAGUGCCUCGGCAUCCCGGGAAGGCGGUGUUGGUAGCAAGGCUCAGAUGACCAAGUCCAUGACCAUCCGGUAGUGGGCUGUUCUUUCU